Molecule: messenger RNA, 1249 nt
Organism: Drosophila hydei
Lineage: Eukaryota; Metazoa; Arthropoda; Insecta; Diptera; Drosophilidae
Product: fork head domain-containing protein FD4-like
Exons: 1
Coding region: 36-1211 (391 amino acids)
Biological process (GO): regulation of transcription by RNA polymerase II; anatomical structure morphogenesis; cell differentiation
Molecular function (GO): DNA-binding transcription factor activity, RNA polymerase II-specific; RNA polymerase II cis-regulatory region sequence-specific DNA binding
Source: RefSeq, a predicted model, not a curated record
UUGAAUUAUAACGAAAUAUUCACAGUAUUAAAAUAAUGCCAAGGCCUUCGCGCGAAUCCUAUGGUGAUCAGAAGCCUCCAUAUUCAUACAUAUCGUUGACAGCAAUGGCUAUUUGGAGCUCCCCAGAAAAAAUGCUACCUUUAAGCGAUAUAUAUAAAUUUAUAACUGACAGGUUUCCAUACUAUCGAAAAAAUACACAACGCUGGCAAAACUCACUUAGGCACAAUUUAAGUUUCAACGAUUGCUUCAUUAAAGUUCCGCGACUACCAGACAGACCUGGAAAGGGCGCUUAUUGGGCUCUACACCCACAAGCGUUUGAUAUGUUUGAGAACGGCAGUUUGUUGCGGCGAAGAAAACGUUUUAAGUUACAUAAGAAUGAUAAGAAUUUGCUCAAUGAAGAAUUGACUGCUCUGGCGAAUAUCAAUCGAUUUUUCUUCACCGCACGAUCCGGGAACCCUAUAACCCAAAUGCCGAUGUUGGAUAUAAGCAGCACAACUAUGAAUAUGGAGUCUACUACGGGAUUGUCACAAUCUACAAUUAGCUUAUCAUCAACUAAGGUACAACACAUCGCAUUGCCACAUGGACAUAGUACUACAUUACCGCAAUGUAGAAAUAUUUCAUUAGCUGCUGUCGAAAACACUAAUUUAACCGAAGGAACACUACGAAACUUACGUUCGUCAACAAAUUUGGAUCUGGAGGGUAUCAGUAGCUAUCGACCGAAACGGUCUUUUACAAUAGAAAGCCUAAUUACCCCCGAUAAGCCAGAACAAAUAUCCGAGGAGGAGGAGGAUGACGACGAUCGCGCUGAUAUAGAUGUGGUGGAAUGCGAAAAUUCUUACAGCAAAGUUACUGAUUACCCACGAAGAUUAUCCGCUGAAUGUCUGCCAAUAACUAUCUCUACUCGAACUGAAGAUCAACGUCAACGCCCAUUACCUCCUCUGCAUACAAUAACAGCUUCUGCUCAUUUACCUUUCCUUCAUUAUGCCGCUGGUGUCAAUGGAUCUAGUUUAAAUUCUAGCAGCAUCCAGUCGUCAGGAGUUCCCACUAUGACUUAUGACUUAGCUAUGGCUCAUCCGCUAUUAAUGAUGUCAGCACCUAUUGGAAAUAUUAACAGUAGUUAUUGUAACAAUUUUGCAAUAGUACCACCACCGCAGGCAUACCGAGGAUCGGAAGCUCAAAAUAGAAUAAGCGCCGGUAUGCGAACUAUAUGAAAGUUAUUACUUAAAAUAAGUCUACAACACUAUGAAAA